CUUACAUGGUUUAGAAUACAGACUGUGUAUUUAUCUGUGCAUAUGGCAGCCCACGGACGCACUUUUGAGGCACUUAGUUCGCAACAUGGACAUUUGAAUAAUCACUUACGGAAAUGAGUGUGAUAGUUCAUAAAGUAGGGAGACUGGAAUAAUAAUGCUGGACACGUUUCUGUUAAAGUCCCCGUAGAAAUAAUGUUAAUGCAUUCGGGUAAUUAUAUGAACAGUUAAAUUACUCGAGUACAAGGUCAGUGAACCACCCUCCAGACUGCAGGUUAGGUAACGUAAAUUUAGCAGCAUUCAUUCAUUGGUUUGUGACUGUGGAAUGUGCGAUUCGCCUUUCUGCCAUGGAAAAUGCACAUACAGACACGUUUUUGAUAACUGGGGGAUGUGGUUAUUUUGGCUUCCGCCUGGCAUGUUCCCUGCACGAAAAAGGAGCCAAAAUUAUUCUGUUUGACACAGUCCCUCCAAACCAAGAAGUGUCAGACGAUUUUGUGUUUAUUGAAGGAGAUAUACGUGACUAUGCACACGUCGAGAGGGCUAUCGCCGGUGUGGACUGUGUAUUCCACAUCGCCUCCUAUGGAAUGUCAGGCAGGGAGCAGCUGAACCGGCAUCAGAUCGAGGCGGUGAACGUUCAAGGCACACAGAACAUCCUGAAGGCUUGCAUUGAACAAGGAGUGUCCAGGCUGGUUUACACCAGCACCUUCAACGUGGUGUUCGGAGGCCAAGUGAUAGAGAAUGGGGAUGAAAGCCUCCCUUAUCUACCUCUCCAUCUUCAUCCUGACCACUACUCCAGAACCAAAUCCCUGGCUGAGAUGGCAGUGCUACAAGCUAAUGGCAGGGUGCUGAAGGACGGCUCCGGAGUGCUGAGAAGCUGUGCACUGCGUCCUGCGGGAAUCUAUGGGCCUGGUGAGCAGAGGCACCUGCCCAGGAUAGUUGGCUACAUAGAAAAGGGGAUCUUCAGGUUUGUUUACGGUGAACGCAGUAGCCUGGUGGAGUUUGUCCAUGUGGACAACCUGGUGUCGGCACAUGAGCUCGCUGCAGAGGCUCUGACCUCCAAGCACCAGCAUCGCUCUGCUGGCCAGGCCUACUUUAUCUCAGAUGGCAGGCCUGUCAAUAAUUUUGAAUUCUUCAGACCUCUGGUAGAGGGCUUGGGCUACCCUUUCCCCCGACUGCGCCUCCCUAUCUCUCUCAUUUACUUUUUUGCCUUUCUCACAGAAAUGAUUCACCGCCUCAUUGGGCCCAUAUACAACUUCCAGCCACUGCUGACGCGUACAGAGGUGUAUAAAACCGGCGUGACACAUUACUUCAGCAUGGCAAAAGCUAAGGUGGAGCUCGGUUAUGAGCCCCAGGAGUACAACCUGGAUGAGAUUGUACAAUGGUUUAGAAGCAGAGGACAUGGGAAAAAAUCUCACAGUUCCGUCUUCCAUCGAUUGCUUCUAGAAAUCAUGUUUGCUGUUGCCUUUGUUACUGUGGCACUCUCUUUUCUUCCCCUUGUUGGCAGCUGAUGAGCAUUCUGAUGUUUUUUCAAAAUGUCAAGACUGGUUCAUAACUAUAAUUACUUAUUCAUUCAGAAAGGAACACAUGCACACACAGUAUCCACAGGCAUGCAGUUCAGGGAAAAGAUAUUAGAGUGACACCUGAGCAGUUAGGGUUCUUGCUCAAGGGCAUCUCAGCAGUGCCCAGGAUGUUACCUGCCACCUUUCCACACUGUACUGUGGUCCAGGCUGGACUUCAGUCAGUCACCCUUGUGUUCCCAAGCCAGAAGUCCCCAUAGACUGAGCCACUGACCAGACUGGUGACAAGUUUUAAUGUGCCAAACACAAAUGUGCACGUAUUAGUUCAAAAUUGUCAGCAUACUGGCAGGUUCUUCAGACAUAAAAAGUGUCUGAAUAACUCAAUGAAAGUAUUUACUGAAAAGAUUUUUUUACUGUAACAUCCAUCAUGUGAAAAUAAUCAUGUAAUACCCUAUUGUCUUAAUUUUACAUCCUGUAGUUGUUUUUGUACAUACAGAGAUUUUGCAAAUGCUACCUCUUUUCCCUCCACGGUUGGCCUUUGAAAAUAUCUCUCUGGAGGCAAAGAUCUAUAAUAUGUUCAUACAUAACCUACUUAUUUUUUUAAUUUUGUUUUUGUGGAAUGUUCUGAAAUGUUCUGAAAACUGUAAUGAAUAAAAUUCUAGAGACCAAAUUA
Messenger RNA from Scatophagus argus, 2187 nucleotides. RefSeq names its product short chain dehydrogenase/reductase family 42E, member 1 (gene sdr42e1). Gene Ontology annotation, molecular function: 3-beta-hydroxy-Delta5-steroid dehydrogenase (NAD+) activity. Gene Ontology annotation, biological process: steroid biosynthetic process. Bases 345 to 1505 code for a protein of 386 amino acids. The record is from RefSeq and is a predicted model, not a curated record. The transcript has 3 exons. NCBI's taxonomy places the organism in Eukaryota, Metazoa, Chordata, Actinopteri, Scatophagidae.